CAUUCCCUGGCAUUGGCAUUCUUAUCCAAUCACUCAUGGGACCCGGACCGGCUGUGGUCUGGCAUAAAGCGGCAACGUAGAAGACCACUGAAAGUGCUUCAUUUCACCUCCAGUAGUAGCUUUGUUCUCAUCACAAAAUGA
Messenger RNA from Haemonchus placei, 141 nucleotides. NCBI's taxonomy places the organism in Eukaryota, Metazoa, Nematoda, Chromadorea, Rhabditida, Trichostrongylidae. The record is from the annotation of a GenBank genome assembly.